Molecule: messenger RNA, 1254 nt
Organism: Carassius auratus (goldfish)
Lineage: Eukaryota; Metazoa; Chordata; Actinopteri; Cypriniformes; Cyprinidae
Product: mitochondrial glutamate carrier 1-like
Exons: 11
Coding region: 310-1254 (314 amino acids)
Biological process (GO): aspartate transmembrane transport; L-glutamate transmembrane transport; malate-aspartate shuttle
Molecular function (GO): L-glutamate transmembrane transporter activity; L-aspartate transmembrane transporter activity
Source: RefSeq, a predicted model, not a curated record
UAUCACGCGCCAGCAGGCGGCGACCGAAACACCGACUUUCUCCCGUAGUGUCCUGCUUUUUCAUCCCUCCUUUCCUCCAAACGCACACGAACGCGAGUACCACCGGCGGCUUUAACUAUUAUCACACCGUCACCGGAGGAGGAACAUCACAUGAAGCCAUAAUAAACGGAGAAACGGGACAAAACUGCAGGAUCCGAGAUCUGCCAGAGGAGGGUGAAUGGACUGAGAUCCCAAAACCAGAAAAUCUGCAAAGACGUGCACUCUGACGCCUUACACACACACACUGAGGACGCACAGGGAGCCAGAUAAAUGGCUGACAAACAGAUCAGUUUGCCUGGCAAGCUAAUAAACGGCGGUCUGGCGGGACUGAUCGGCGUUACCUGCGUGUUUCCCAUCGAUCUGGCCAAAACCCGUCUCCAGAACCAGCAGAAUGGAUCGCGCCUCUACACCAGCAUGUCCGACUGCCUCGUCAAGACCAUCCGGUCAGAAGGAUACUUUGGCAUGUACAGAGGUGCGGCGGUCAACUUAACUCUCGUCACGCCAGAGAAAGCCAUCAAGCUUGCAGCAAAUGAUUUCUUCAGAUUUCACCUCUCUAAGGACGGGCAGAAGCUCACUCUGGUGCGAGAGAUGCUGGCCGGCUGCGGCGCGGGGACCUGUCAGGUCAUCGUCACAACACCGAUGGAGAUGCUAAAGAUUCAGCUGCAAGAUGCAGGAAGAGUCGCGGCUCAGAGGAAGCUCAUGCCGCAGGCUGUGACCCCCGAGGGCCCCGUGGAGCUGAAGUCCCCCACAGCUGUGCAACUCACCAGACAGUUACUGAAGGAAAAGGGCAUCUCGGGUCUUUACAAGGGUCUGGGAGCCACGCUGCUGAGGGACGUCCCCUUCUCUAUCAUUUAUUUCCCUCUGUUUGCUAAUCUGAAUGAUCUGGGGAAGAGAGGAGCCGAGGGUCCCGCUCCCUUCUACGUCUCCUUCACGUCGGGCUGCAUCGCGGGCAGCACAGCCGCCGUCGCCGUCAACCCUGUGGACGUGAUAAAGACCAGGCUCCAGACGAUAACACGAGGGACUCAAGAGGACACUUACAGCGGGGUGACCGACUGCAUCAGGAAGAUAUUACGCCAUGAAGGUCCCGCUGCUUUCCUGAAGGGGGCGUACUGUCGGGCUCUCGUCAUCGCGCCGCUCUUUGGCAUCGCUCAGGUGGUCUACUUCUUCGGCGUAGGCGAAUACAUCCUGAGCUAUCUGCCCAAACGGAACAACUAA